GGGAGAAGGAAGUGGCCCGGGGAGGCCGGAAGCGCCGUUGAGGAGGGGUUGUCGGAGCGGGGUGCUGGCCGGCAUUGCCAAUGGAUGAACUGGUGCAUGACUUGGCAUCAGCCUUAGAGCAGACUUCAGAACAAAACAAGUUGCAUGAGCUAUGGGAAGAGAUGGCCCUAAGUCCACGGCAACAACGGCGUCAGCUUCGCAAGAGACGGGGUCGUAAACGACGCUCGGACUUCACACAUCAGGCAGAGCAUGCCUGCUGCUACAGUGAGGCCUCCGAAUCAAGCUUGGAUGAAGCUGUCAAAGGUUGCCGUGAGGUGCUGACAGCCAAUUUUAGUGACUCUGAUGACAUGGCAGUGGUCAAACGACACCCAGCUCUCAGUGCCACCCUGAGGAGCAAGCAACACUCAUGGCAUGAGUCAGACUCCUUUACAGAGAACGCACCCUGCCGACCUCUCAGGCGCCGACGGAAAGUCAAACGUGUGACAUCAGAGGUGGCUGCCAGUCUCCAGCAAAAGCUCAGGGUGUCAGAGUGGAACUAUGAGAGGGGAUGCAGGUUCAAGUCAGCCAAGAAACAGUGUCUUUCACGCUGGAAAGAAAAUGCCCCUUGGACAUCCUCUAGCCAUGGCCUUUGUGAAUCAGGAGAGAACAGGCCCUUCCUCAGUAAAGGGGGAAGGAAGGAGAGGAUGGAGUGUGAAGCUGAUGAACAGAAACAGGGCUCAGAUGAAAAUAUGUCGGAAUGUGAGACCAGCAGCGUAUGCAGCAGCAGCGAUACCGGCCUCUUUACCAAUGAUGAAGGCCGCCAAGGAGAUGAUGAGCAAAGUGAUUGGUUUUAUGAAGGAGAAUGUGUUCCGGGAUUCACUGUCCCCAACCUUCUUCCCAAGUGGGGAGCUGACCACCGAUCCGAAGUGGAACGGAUUGACUCAAGCCUGGACAAGCUCUCAGAUUCCACGUUCCUGUUGCCCUCACGGCCAGCUCAAAGAGGAUUUCAUGCUCGUCUGAAUCGCCUCCCAGGAGCUGCUGCCCGCUGUCUCCGAAAAGGUCGAAGGAGGCUUGUUGGCAAGGAGACCUCCAUGAGCAGUCUGGGCACCGAGAGGCUAGGUCAUAUUGUUAGUGAUCCACGCCAGAAAGAUUUUUGGUUACCGUCCAUGGGGAAGAGAGAUCGCAAACAGUUCAAUCCAUUAUCUCCUCUGUACUCUCUGGAUGUGCUUGCUGAUGCUUCGCACCGAAGAUGCUCACCAGCACACUGCAUUGCCAGGCAAGCACAUGUACACCUGGGACCUCCAUGUUCAAGGGACACCAAGAGGAAAAGAAAGCCAGCUGCAGCCUCCAUGUCCAUCCCAACAUCAGCAACAUCACCUGUCCACAUGGAUGCAGCAGAGUCAGAGCUACCAGCAAUGCUGUCCCUGAGAUCCCAGAACUCUGAGUGGACAGGGAAAACAUCAGCAGCUGAGAAAACCACUAUUGUUGCCUCCAGUAACUUUUUUAAAAUUCCACCAGAGAAGAACCCUGGAAACAGCUAAAUGGAAGCCUUGUGACUAUACUAGCUUGCUGGAUUUUGGAAGUGUUUGACUUUGGUUUGUCUUCAUGAAACGUCUUGUUUGGCAGUACUGGUGUCUUCAGUAUUGAUGUGUGAUGCAUGCCAUCAUCCAGACUGAUCUGCGUGCCCCAUGUACCUUAAAUCAUGUUUGUGAAUAUGUGUUUUAAAAAAGGUAAUCAGUGUUGGGACUGCAGUGGCUUUUAAAGAUGUUCUUGCUAUUGCUGUAUUUAUUAUGUAUUCAUCUCCUUCCCUGAUACCAGCUCAUAUGUGCUGGGUCGCAUACAGAUUCUUCUGGGUUUUCAAAUCUUAAUUCACCCCCUGGACAUAUUGCUGUUUCUGCAUUUGCCAUCUUUUGGGUGAAAGUCCCACUACCACUCAGGGAGGCAAAAGUCUCCCCCUGCUUUCUUCCAGGCCAGGAGGAUUUCUUGGCUGGGGAAUGAGGAGGGAAUGCAUGCAAGUUGGAACAUGGAACCUGAAUUCUGUAUUAGCAGAAUGUUUCCAGGCCAUGUGCUAAUAGACUCAAAUCUUGUUGCUUCUAGCGAAGUACAUGCAGUGCUUGUACAUUCAGAAAUUGCCAUUGGCUCAAUGGCAGCAUGGUCCAUUAGAUCUUUUCCAUCUCCCUUGUUCUGAAUAUCUGUAGUCUUGCUUGUGUAUUGCAUGUUCUUUCCUAAAUCUCCUACUGGAUAAGGAUUUGGGAGAAUUACUUUGAGAUAAAUGUACAACCUGUCCUGGAAAGGAACCUAGCCCCUUUAAUUUCCUUGCUGGAUAAUAGAGGAUAUACAAAAUUUCCAUUUCUGAGUGUAUGAAUUAAAAAAUUACUGUUAGUAUUUCUAAAGGACUCAUGCUGUUCAAGUUGACAUUCCAUUAAACAAGAAAAGCCAUUUGAAAUAUCGCUUCAAUUCAGAGUAUUCUGGGUGUUGAUCAAACCACUUCUGUCUUAUGCUUUCCCUCCCUUCAAAAAGUAUUUCUUGCUAUAUCUACUGGAGGCAUCUCCACCUACUGAUGAUUGUACUUUAUUCUGUAGUGCACACAAAAGUGUUUUCUUCCCUGUCUUUUAUUGAAUUCUUAAUCACACUUGACUUACUUUUCUUGAAUUACUCUGUCUGGAACUUAUUUUGGAUUUUGUUUUUAGAAUAUAUACCACCUUCAUAGCAUGGGUCAAGAAACAGGUGGCCUCAUGGCUUCUUAAGUCCUUUAAAAAUAGGAUAUAUUUGUAUGAACAGAACUCCUUUUGCUUCUCUCACUGGGUGGAGCUUUCAGACAGGACCAUUUAAGUUUGUAUAAUUAAUUUUGAAUGUGAAGGUGUAGUUAGCACGCGAGUACCUAACAAAAUUUGCCCGAUUUUAAUGGCUUUGCAGUGUUCUGCUCUCCCUUAUAAAUCAAAUAGCUGAGGGAACAGAUUUGAUUGUGAGGAUAUAAAGUGGUGAUUUAUAUUUAACUCUGUAGUAAAAUGUUAAAUGGUCACAGCAUACACAAAACAAAAAUUGAACUACUCAUUAAAUCAUGAUUGACAAAUACAGUUAUAUUAGGCACACUGUCCAUGUCUGAUCCCCUAACACCUACUUACUCUUGGGGAGAGAUCCAAAUUGGAUUUAUAUGUUGCAGCUCAAGCAAACUGUCAGAUCCAUCCAUGUAAAUCCUGCUCAAAACAUUUUUUUUCUUGGUGGUACAUUUUAGAACUAAUUAGAACAGGGAAAGACUGUUUACCUUGCUGAAGGAGUUCAGAGGUCAGUUUGGAUUACAGGACAAGCCGUAAGGGUUUUGUGGAGAGAGUGUACCUGUUUUAAAAGAGUCAUUGGAUUGUCUUUCUUUGUACUUAUUUUGAGCAAUAGUGCUUAAAAGGUGGCACAGGAGGUCGCAGCACUGGGGGGCCUAUAAUCCAGCACAUACAAAAAGAAGGUAAAUCUGAAGAGUAGUGGUUUGACUAUCUAGUAGUCAUGAAAACAAUGAGGGAAAGGUGGCACAUUCUCCUGACAGUCUGCUGAUAAAUUUUAGGAUUGGAAGGCUUGUAACCUAACUUGCAGGCUGUUUCAGUGACAAGAAGUGGUUUCAUAAAAGACCAUUUAUGCAAUUGAGUAUUUUUAAUCUCAUGAAGGAUCCUCCACAACAUCUCUUUGUUGCAGUCUAUUCAACAGCCUUACCCAGGUUACUGAGCAUUCAGCUAAAAUAUUAAAUUUUGGCUGUUAUAUUUGCCUUUUUAAAAUCAAAUUUGAAAUAUGUUGGUACAUUCUGAGUGUUGUUCAAAGUAGUUUUGUUUCUUCUGAGAUGCCAGGACAGUUUUAGAACUUUUAUGAGAGAGGUGUUUUUAGAAUGUUAGGGGAUCAAUGGCCUUUAUCUUUCUUAUUGCGGUGGGGUUAGGUGGAAGAUUGCCAUGUUCCAUGGAAUUUUUCUCUGGAGUCAAGGAUAGAUAAUUUAUCAGAUUUUCCUAUUCAGGUCAGUGACACUGUUUAUCUGGUUAAGCUCUUACUUAGGUUGCAAGCUACCAGGAGCUCUUCCUUGUCUUUAAAGGUUGAAUGUACCUGUGGUAGUACUGAAGAGUAACUGUUGCAGGCUCUGUCUUGGUAAGCCAUACUUCCUGCCCUGCAACUUUCUGAAAGUGGCAGGAGAUUCAAGUUCUUGCAGAUGCCCUGCUGUUCCUGUUCUGGUUUAGAAUCCAUUUGCAGGCCAGUCAGGCUCUCAACCGAAUUUCAUUCUCCUGUGUGGCAAACAAGCAAAAUUAAUUUAUCUAUCUUGUUACUUCAGGGUAUUUACCAAAAUCCAUCUACAGACUUCAAUAGCUUGAUACAGAUUUGAAUAUUUACAGCAUGAUGAAUGAACUAGGUGCAUUGCUUGUUUCUUUUCCUCUAAGGCAGAAUCCUUAGAACUCACACUGUACUCACCCAGUACUCUCAGUGAAGGACACAAUGCUUCAGAUGUGGUUUUCUUGAAUAGAAAGGAUUAAUGACACGCUUUGAUUUGGUAGCUGUGCUUCUGCUAAGGUGGUCCAGUAUGUGAUAAUUAAAGAAUACAAGGCUCACUUGUAUUCCACUUCUUGUCCAUGAGGACUCCCCAGUCCUUUUCCAGGUUUGUUUUCUCUCCAGUUCUCUUCUCCUCUUGUUCUUAUGGGAAAGUUCAUCUUUCCAGGCAUCAACUGGGAAUACCAGACUGCUGUGACAAGCAAGUCCUGGACGUUCCUGAAGCAGGUUCAGGAUAAUUUCUUGUCACAAGUACUCAACCUAACCAGGAAAGCUCCCAGUCAGCUGUCAGUAAAACAAGAGGGCAUGGUCUUAAGCUCUGCCAGGGGAGAUUUAGGUUGGAUAUUAGGAAAAAGUUCUUUACAGAGAGAGUGAUCGGGCAUUGGGCUGCCCAGGGAGGUCGUGGAUUCUCCAUCCCUGGAGUUUUUUAAGAAGAGACUGAUGUGGCACUCAGUGCCAUGGGCUGGUAAUCACAGUGGCAGUGGAUCAAAGGUUGGACUUGAUGAUCUCAGAGGUCCUUUUCAGCCCGGCUGAUUCUGUGUGAUUCUGUGUGUGUGAUUCCCUCGUAGACUUGUUAUGAACAAGAGGGAAGUCCUUCUCCUUAUGAGAGAAGGACUUGUGGGAGAUGUGAUGGUGAGUGGCUGUCUUGGCCACAGUGUUCACAAAAUGGUUGAAUUUAAAUUUUUUGAUGUAAUGAGAAAAAUGGUCAGCAGAGUUGAUACCCUCGAUUUCUGAAGAGCUAACUUUAAGUUACUUAGUAAGCCAAUUAGCAGUGUCCCCUGAAAUCUACUUCUGAGAGCUUAAGGGUCUGUGAGUGCUGGUCAGUUUUUAAGAAACACCUUUAAAAGUAGAACAGGCAAUUCCUUUGCAUUGGAAGUCAAGCAAGUGGCACAGAAAACCAGUUUUGCUCAACGGGAACUCAGAAGAAAAAAUAAAUUGUAUGAUCUCUGGAAGCAAUAUGAGACCUCCAUGAAGCAGUAUCUUGAAGAAAUACCAGGCUUCCAGAGUGAAGAAGACAAAACAGCAGCGGGAGAAAAACUCAUAGGAGGCUGGGACUAGUGCUACUGAAUGAUAGAUUAGCUUCAUGAUUGUGAUAUGCAGAGGUGUGUCUUGCCAGCAUUUCUUAAUAAUGACAUUGAGGCAGUUAACACUGUCCUUCAAACUCUAGAGGCAUAUGCUGUUACUUUGUGGCUGUUGCAGAGACCUGCUCAGAGGACAAAGGAUGAGAAGAAAAAUUGGAGGAAGGGCAACAAGAAGGGUGACUGAGUGCCUCUUCUAUUGUAACUCCUUCUGCACUGACAAAGGUGCUAUAAAAAGUGUAUGUGCCUGGAUAUUGAAAAGGAAUUAUGUAAAAUGGAUAAGAACUUUACUGUGUUGUCUUGACAAACAGCUCUAUAACCAGAAAACACUUCAGUGAAGUGGAGGAUGCUACCAGUUACUUGUUGAAAAAAAAAAUAUUCUAAUAGUCUGUUAGGAGGGCAAAUGUCUGUUAUUGUGAUACUUUAUUACUGGGUCUUUUCCCUCUGCAUUCUCUUUCAGUUUGUCUUGUGCUUGAGACAUCCUGUUUUGAACCAUCAAAUAUGGAAAAAGUACUUAGACCAUUAACUUUUACCCAGUAAAAGUAACUAGCACAGAGGACAUAAUGUCUUCAUUAUAGCAAAGUGUCUCUUUCUUAAGAAAGUGAACUGUGCUGCAGGCAAGUGCAGGGAGCCUAAACUGUCAUCAGUGCCUGGAGAUAAGUGCAUGGGUGCCCCUCUGUCAGGUGAAAUACAGACUUCAGUUGUGGAGACAGAGGGCAACCUUCAACAUCCUUCUCAAUAUGAAUGUGGGUAAAGCACCUUCCUAACUGCAAACUUGCCCAGUUAGCAUGACUCCAGUGAGCUGACAAAGAUGUAUUAACUGACAUACCAGGAAAAGAGAAUUGUACGAAUUCAAAGAAUUUGUUAAAGUGGAAAAUGGACUUGCACAGCCUGUUUUAUCAGAGAAAGAUGCAAAAUGUGCAUACCUGUGGACAAUAACCAGAAAAAGCAUUGCUGAGCCCUGCAUGUAUGACCUAGAGUAUUUGUUGUCUUACAGCAGAGCUGCCAGUAUUAUGAGUUUGAUCAGGGUUUUGCAAAGCUGCCCUCUUCUCCUUGUAAUGUCUGAAGGAAAUGGGAUAAAGAGAUAAGGCUUGGGUCAGACCAAAGGCUUGGUAUUCUGUCAUGGUGGCUGCGUUUCGGUGCCUAAGGGGUACUGUAAGGACAAGCUAGUUAUAUCGUGAUGUUUUCAUUUUAUGUUCUCUUAGCAGCCCACUGUCCUGUCUCAGAAAAUUUUAUAAACUCUUUCUUCAAGGCUGAAGAAAACUUUUGUGGACCUUUUGGCUAUAGUAUUUGUCCUGCUAAUGGAUUUAGUUAGAUUUUUUGAAGAUCAUGUAAUCUGACUUCAAAAACAUAAAGUAAGGAUUAAUUUAUCUUUCUUUGUAAGCAGUUUUCUUAUAAAUUACCCUCUCUAAAAGGAAAUUGCAUCUUCUCUUGGAAUAUGUUUCCUAAUAUUAACACCCUGACAUUGUUUCUUCAUAUGCUUUUAUUUUUUUUUCAGCAAGGUUGAAAAGUGGUGUUCUUCCUCUAAUAUAAGGCUUCUUUGUCAUGUAUAACUUAACUGUAUACCCAGUCAACAAGUCCUAUGUAGUCCAUUAACCAAUGUAAGUAAAUUUUCAUAAGCUUCACACUGUAAAACUUGUAAUUUAACUACUUUUGGUCUUACAUGAAAACCUCCAGUACUCCACAUCCAUAUACACUCAGUUCUAGUCUACAUAUCAGGAACACUUGUUUCACUGUUGCUAUUUAGCCUUCAUAUGUUCAAAUACUCAAACAUCAUGCCAACCCCUGCUGCCCAAACACUGCUGUAAUAUUACCAUUAAAGUGUUAUUCAGGCAGUUGACUCUGAAAUUCUUAUCACUGCUUUCCAUGCACAAGAUCUUAGGAAAUAUGAAUAAUCUUUUUUAAUUAUUAUUUCCAAAAUGUUUUGUGUUUCCUUUAGGAGUAUUACAGUACAGUUUCGGACAGACAGUUUUUAUAAUUUGCAAUACUUAAGAGCUCAGUCUGUUAAGUUUUAUCAGAAGAGGAUCAGAGAUGUCCUGCCUGUGUGGUAGAAAGUCCUUUAUGGAAGUGGAAAUACUAGGUAAUAAAGUGUGUCUUGUCUUAAGCAGAUGGGCAUAAAAAAUGAAAUUGAAGCUAAUGCCAAAUGAAUUCAAGUUGGAAAUAGGAUGUUGCCUUUUAACAGUAAGGGUAGAUUAACCAGUGGAACAAAGUACUGUGGAAAGAAGUAGCUUCUGUGUAUCUUCAGGCUUCAAUUUGAAGACAGCAGCUUUAUGGAAGCCAAUUAUAAGCCAUUGAAAUAAAUACAGAAACAUCUAAAAGACAUUGAAUGGUCACUUUUGUAGUGAAGGUCAGUCUACAUGAAAUGAUCAUUGCUUCUGGUUUAGAAUGUCAGAAGACAGAAUACUUCUACAGUAUAAUGAUUUGAUGAAAAAUGGGAAGUGUUUUGGCAAACAUAAUGAAAAAUCAUGGGGAUGGAAGUUUUGUGGUGCUACCAAAAGAUUGUAAUGAAAUUUGCAUGGGAAGAUGAGCUGAAAAAAAAAUUAUAUGUGCCAACUGAAAUGAAAUAUCAUUUCUCCAUACCAGUGUAUUUGUGAGGGGUAUAAUGACAAAUGAGCCUUCAAUCUUGAGAAUUUACACAGUCACUCAGUUGAAGAGCAUCCUUGGUGAGGAUUCCCCCUUUCUUGCUGUACUGACAGCUAGAGUUCUGUCUUGGGGGAGCAUUCCCUGUGUGUAUGCUCAGCUUUAGCAGCUCUUUCUCAGUUUGUUCUCUCAGCUGUGUGAACUGCCUGCACAUUGCACUGAAAUCAGAAACAAAUGAGAGCAUUGCUGAGCUUAUUACCUUGAUAGAUACUUGCCAAAAAAUUAUUAGCUGUGGCUUAACCCGUCAGGUGGCUAAUUACCAUCCAGCCAUUUGUUCACUAUCCGUUCAACCCCCAUUAAAUUGGGGAAAGAAUCAGAAAGGUAAAGGGACUUGUAGGUUAGAUGAAAACAAUAAUUUAAAAAAAUACAUUAAAAAUAGAAUAUGUAAACAAGUGAUGCACAGUUUAACUGCUCGCCUCCUGCUAACUAAUGCCCUGGAAUGGUCCUUUCCAGCUUCUUGUACACCUGCACACUAGCAAAGCAUGGGAAGUUGAAAAGUCCUUGAUUGCUUAGUAACAACUGAAAACAUCAGUAUCUUACCAAUAUUUUUCUCGUACCAAAUUGUAUACCACAUCCAAAUUGCAAUGCAAUUGUAUCUACUAAAAAGAAAAUUAACUCCAUCCCAGCCCAAACCAGGACAGUAUGCAAUAUUUUUCUUAAUCUUUAUUAUCUGCUUCUGCUUUUCUUGCUUGUGGCCUUUAAGGAAGAGGCCACCUUGUUGGAGUCUCCUCUAGGUAGCCUAUAGACAUCACUAUCACAGUGAAGGAGCAGGUGGUAGGUAGGUUUCUAUGAAUAGAAGAACUCAUCUGAAAAGAGAUGGUAUGAUUGGAGGAAGCAAUUUUCUGGUAGUGUGUUCCCAAACAUUAGGGAGCAGGGAUAUGUUCAGCUUUUUCAGCUUUCAAAAUUAAUGUAAAAUUCCAUUGAUGGAAUAGUGCUACAUUUGAAUUGUUGCUUCAAAUCUCAAGUCCCAGACAUAGUGUUAAUGUUCCACGCUAACAUUUGUUUUAGUUACCCAGAUCAGUUUGAGAUCUCAUCGGUGGAAGCUCUUCUAGCAGUGCCAUGAACUGACCAGAACCCCUGGACUGUGCUGAAGCCAUUGAAUUUUCACUCAAGUGUAGCAACACCAUGCAGUUAGCCAAAGCUACCAUCAGUUGUAUUCCAGCUCCUUCUUCAAACAGGACUACUGAAAAUCUUUAAAGAGACACAUUAUGCAUGUCCCAAAUGUUACAUGUGGUCAUAAGAUUUAACUGUUUGAUAGAGAUUUGAUUCUGGGUUCCUAAAACUCUGUUUUGGGGUAGCAUGUAAAUAGAAAAGAUAAUUACUUGUAUUCCUCUGUCUUAAACAAAAUAUGUAUACUUCGAACAAGGCUCUUGCAGAAUAUUUGUUCUGAUUAUAGAAACUGGAAAUAAAUCAAUAUAUGAAAAAAAGUGUUUUAUGUGAUAUAAACCAAACAGAGUUGAGAGUGGGAGAAGUGAGUUUCGCUGACAUCUAACUAGAUUUACAGUAUUGGAUGUCUGCCUGCUUCCUUUAACGUUUCCUGAUGUAUAAACAGUAACCUGAAGGUCGAUAGGGAGUUGCUGUGCUUUUCUUCCCUUGAAUUGCAAACCUGACUGAAGGAUUUUGAGAUAAUUUACUGUGUCUGGUCUUUGCUCUUUGCAAUGAUUUUGUUUGUUUCCCAGUUUGUCAUGAUGCUUUCUUUAGACAAGAUGCUUCCUGCUCAGAAUAUGAAACAAUUCCAGAGUUUCUUAAGUAGCCUUUCAUUUCCAAGUCACUGCUUUAGAUUUGCCAUCCCAAAAGGGAUUUAAUUUAAAUGAGCAGGUCAGUCUCAAUUGAUAGUUUAAUGGUUAUCUAUUAAUUUUGCCAUCAUGAACAUCCUUUUAAGGUAGAUUUGCAUAAUUAUUUUCCACCAUGA
Molecule: messenger RNA, 10122 nt
Organism: Calypte anna (Anna's hummingbird)
Lineage: Eukaryota; Metazoa; Chordata; Aves; Apodiformes; Trochilidae
Gene: GPATCH2L
Product: G-patch domain containing 2 like
Exons: 10
Coding region: 81-1520 (479 amino acids)
Source: RefSeq, a predicted model, not a curated record